This is a messenger RNA of Lentinula edodes (shiitake mushroom), 2740 nucleotides long. RefSeq names its product beta-glucosidase. Gene Ontology annotation, molecular function: beta-glucosidase activity. Gene Ontology annotation, biological process: glucan catabolic process. The transcript is spliced from 14 exons. NCBI's taxonomy places the organism in Eukaryota, Fungi, Basidiomycota, Agaricomycetes, Agaricales, Omphalotaceae. The record is from RefSeq and is a predicted model, not a curated record. Bases 82 to 2640 code for a protein of 852 amino acids.
GGCAGCACAGUAUUUGCGGAGUUUUUCCGUUCGGCCCGGACUGUGUACUUAAAGUAGAACGGUGAUGACCUUGUCAUUAACAUGUAUCCAUCCAUGUCUCGUUCAUUCACCGUAGCGGAUGUUGAUGACCUUGUUACAAAGCUGCAGACUGAGGAGAAAAUCUCCCUCUUGGGAGCUCCGAACUGGUGGAAUACUACUCCAAUUCCCCGUCUAGAUAUUCCAUCCAUCCGUUGUAGUGACGGGCCAAAUGGCGUUCGGGGAUCUUCUCAUUUUGCAUCUACUCCCGCUCAAUGUCUUCCGUGUGCUACUUCUUUGGCAUCGACCUUUGAUGUCGACUUAAUUCGAAGAGUAGGAGAAUUCCUUGCUGCAGAGGCAAAGAUCAAAUCCUCAGUCAUCUUGCUUGCUCCGACAUGUAAUAUUCAACGCUCACCUCUUGGAGGGAGAGCUUUUGAAAGUUUCUCUGAAGAUCCUUACUUAUCAGGAAUUAUGGCUUCUGCCUAUGUCAAUGGUCUUCAAUCGCAAGGAGUCUCUGCAGCCAUUAAACAUUUUGUUGGGAACGAUCAAGAGCACGAGAGGACUGCCGUUGAAUCUGUAAUGUCUGACAGGGCUUUGCGAGAAGUAUACUUGUACCCUUUCAUGCUGGCCCAGAAGCUCGCCAAACCUUGGGCUUUCAUGACUUCAUAUGGACGUAUUCAUGGUGUUCACUGCUCCGAAAAUCCCGAAUUACUGCAAGAUAUACUUAGAAAUGAAUGGAAAUUCAAAGGCAUCGUCAUGAGCGAUUGGUAUGGUACGUAUGGAGUAGACCAGCCAAUCAAUGCUGGUUUAGACCUGGAAAUGCCUGGACCUACCCGUUGGAGAACACCUACUCUCGUUAAUCAUGUGUUGACCGCUCAGAAAUUAUCACCCUCAACGCUAGAUGACCGUGUCAGAAACAUGCUAUCAUAUAUACAACAACAAGUCCGUCUCAAUCCUGAAGUUGUCUACGGUGAUGGUAAAGAGCGGACCCGCGACACUCCAGAAAUCCGACAAUUUUGCAGAACUUUAGCGGCUGAGGGAAUUGUCCUGUUGCAGAAUCGGAAUAAAGUCCUUCCUUUACUCCCAAAUCGUGUACGUAAGCUUGCGAUUGUGGGCCCUAAUGCUAAAGGAAGUGUCAUAUCCGGUGGAGGAUCCGCUGCGCUCAAGGCUAGCUAUAUAAUCACACCGUAUCAAGGCAUACAGCAAGGCGCUUUUGAUGACUUACAAAUAUCUUAUACCAUUGGAUGUUAUGCCCAUAAAUAUCUUCCGACGCUCGAAAAUCAUCUGGAGACCCCGAACGGAGACCCUGGCUGGCUUGCGACGUUUUACAGUCAUGCAGAAGACGGCGAACUCACUCCACCAGUCGCAGAAUUUGUCUUGAACGAUACUCGAGUAAAACUCAACGACUUCAUUCCUGCAGGCCUCAGCGAAAAUUGGACACUCAAAAUGAGUGGAAGGCUAUCUGUUGAUAACACAGCACCAUUUGAACUCGGUUUAACAGUCGCAGGAAGAGCGAAGCUUUGGAUUGACGGAGAGCUGACCAUCGACAAUUGGACCAAGCAAACUCCGGGUGACUUCUUCUAUGGACAAGGCACAAUCGAGGAAAAAGCAACUGUGAAGCUAGAAGCAAGGAAAUCAGUAGAUGUACUCGUCGAAUAUACCAACUCGUAUCCGCCUCCCGAUCAAAAUGAUGAAGGAAAGACUGUACCCAAUGCGCAACCUGCGUUAAUGCGCGGGCUGCGGUUAGGUGGCUGCGAGAAGAUCGACGCUGAACUUGCGAUAGCGGACGCCGUAAAAUUAGCCGAGAGCUCAGAUGCAGUAGUUUUCAUUGGUGGCCUGACUCCGGAAUGGGAGAGUGAAGGUUUCGAUCGGCUUUCAUUGGACUUGCCUGGGAUGCAGGCAGAGCUUAUUGCGAAACUUGCUGCGGUCAAUCCGAACACUAUAGUUUGUAUCCAGGCGGGAUCUGCCAUCGCAAUGCCGUGGAAGGACGAGGUAGCAGGGAUUUUGCAAACUUGGUAUUUGGGGAACGAGGUUGGAAACGCAAUUGCAGAUGUACUCUUUGGGAAAGUCAAUCCCUCCGGUCGCUUACCGCUUACAUUUCCGAAAAGAAUAGAAGACAUCGCAGCGUAUCCCAACCUCCGUAGUGAACACGGUAAGAUUUACUACCGCGAAGAUCUAAUGGUUGGGUACAAGCAUCAUCUCAAGCAAAAAAUUGAGCCGUUAUUCAGCUUUGGGCAUGGCCUAUCGUACACCAGUUUCGAGCUUCUUGACUGUAUUGUAAAACAAACUGGGACAGAUAUCGAAACAUCUGUCCGGCUACAAAAUACAGGAGCAAUCGCCGGAUCAGAGGUUUUGCAAUUAUACGUGGCUUAUCCCGACAAGGGAAUAACUCAUCCUCCGCUGCAAUUGAAGGCGUUCGCGAAAGUUCAUGAUGUAGCGGCAGGGCAAGUUUCCACUGUCAAACUAAAGUUGGACAAGUGGGCAUUCUCAUACUGGGAUGAGAAGAAGAAUCAAUGGAAGGUGGACGCUGGCCAUUAUGCACUGUAUCUUGGUUUCAGCUGUGAACACAUAAUUUGUGAGAAGAUUAUCAAGCUCGGAAACACGCAUAGUUGGACUCAAUUGUAGGUAUGAAUAUAAGUAUGUAAAUCGCAACUGUAAAAACUCAUAGUUAGGGUCGCUGUAUUUUUAUGUUGUAAAAGGUUGUAAACCAGUGCAAACCCGAUCA